Messenger RNA from Sinocyclocheilus grahami, 1236 nucleotides. RefSeq names its product CLN5 intracellular trafficking protein (gene cln5). The transcript has 4 exons. Gene Ontology annotation, molecular function: hydrolase activity, acting on glycosyl bonds. Gene Ontology annotation, cellular component: lysosomal membrane; lysosome. Gene Ontology annotation, biological process: lysosome organization. NCBI's taxonomy places the organism in Eukaryota, Metazoa, Chordata, Actinopteri, Cypriniformes, Cyprinidae. The coding region runs from base 143 to 1114 and encodes 323 amino acids. The record is from RefSeq and is a predicted model, not a curated record.
GCAGCCCGUAACAGAAAAGCUCGUGACUGACCAGAUGACUCGGUUUAGAGAGUCACGUGCGCAGUGCUCUCUAAGCUCUGGGUGUGAGACAGAAACAUUCAUUUAGACAGCUGCAGUGGUGUUCCUGCGAGCCUGUGCUGACAUGAACGGUUUGGUUUACUUCAUUCACGCGGCGCUGCACUGUUGCAUUGUGGGAUAUGGACAGCAGGUCUGGCCAGAGCCUUACAAGCGACUCGACAGGCGUCCAGAUGUUGAUCCCUACUGCCAGGCUUUAUACCCAUUCUGCCCGAGCGGGGAUCCAGACGGCCGGAUGCCCGUGAUGAGAGACUCGGACAUCAUCUCGGUGUUCAGACUGCAGACUCCGGUGUGGGAGUUCAGAUAUGGAGACACGCUGGGAAAGUUUCAUGUCAUGCAUGAUGCUGUUGGCUUUGCAAGCGCAAGAACGGGCAGAAACUUCACCUUGGAGUGGUACGAGCUGUUUCAGCUGGGGAACUGCACUUUUCCGCACGAGAGGGCGAGCGUGAGUGCACCUUUCUGGUGUAAUCAGGGAGCCGCGUGCUGCUCUGACGGCAUCGAUGACGUUCACUGGAAACAGAACGGCACUCUGGAGAAGAUCGGAGAGAUUUCAGGCGAGAUGUUUAAUGAGAUGGCUCGCUGGGUUCAGGAGGACAAUGAAACGGGUGUUUAUUACGAGACUUGGACGGUGAAGUCAGAUCCUGGUGCAAACUCCACCACGUGGUUUGAGUCCUACGACUGUUCUCAGUUUGUGCACCGCACGUAUAAGACGUUACUGGAUAUGGGUGCCGAACUGUCCAGCCAAGCGCCAACAUGUUACACCAAGAUCUAUCUGUACAGCGGAGAGCCGCUCUAUUUGGGAGACGACUCCAUCUUUCAACAGUCUUCCACGAAAGAUCUCGCCACAGACAUCAAGAAGUUCUACCACUCGUUCCGCUCUCACCAGUCAGUCGUAGAAAUGAUUGAGAGCUUGUUGGAGGCUUUUGAAAAGAUGGUCCUAGAGAAGACCUUCUACUUCUACUACAACUCUGAAUAUUGGAAGCUGCCGAUGAAAUAUCCUUACGUUAAAAUAACCUAUGAGGAGAUUCCUUUACCAUAACCUCCAUAUUGUUUUAGCCUAAACGAUAUAAAAAAACCCUCAAAUUAUUUUUGCUACUAAAUAAAAUUACAUUUAAAAUUGUCUAUUUCCAUUCCAGCUGAUGUCAGAUUGAUCAGAUAAAG